CUGGAUUCAGGUAGGAGUAUCUACGACCCAAUUGGUCCGGCCCGUCCGGGAUUAUGAACUUCCCAUCUAUCAUAGCGCGCAGCGAAAGCACUCGCAAACUAACACGAACCAGUAGCUCCAAUGGCGGCAUCUCCGAAUAAAGAACCAUCUCCAACCCAAACCCUAAACCCUCAACCCUCCGCUCCUCUCCAAAUGGACGGCCACGAUUCGACCACCCAACCCUCUAGCCCACUCCAACAAGAACCGUCCAAUUCCCAACCAACAUCGGCGGAUGACGCCGUUUCAUGCGGCGAAAAGCGAAAGCGAGAGGACCCGUCCCUCCACCCACUGUGGAAGACAAGCCUCUGUUCCUACUUCAGGCGCAACUCGGGGUCGUGCAGCCACGGCUCCGCGUGCAGGUACGCGCACUGCGAGGAGGAGCUCCGACCGCGCCCUGACAACACGUGGGACCCUACCUCGGAGCGCGUGAAGAAGGCGCUGAGGUCCGAGGAGAGCGAGAAGCGCGAAGGUCCGGAGGAGGAGGAUAUCAUGAUGACUGAGGUGGUUGAUGACGACGAUGAUGGUGAUAAUGAUAAUGGCGGUGGUUGCUUGGACCCUGGGCUCAGCAAGUGCUUGGUGCAUUUGCCGAGGAACUGGAACUCCGAAAAUUUGAGGAACUUUCUUGGCGAGCAGGGAGUUCACUUUAAAUCUGCAAAGAAAAAGAAAGGAAUGACUGUGGGUUUUGCGAGUUUUGAAGAUGCAGAACAAGUGAAAACUGCACAGGAGGAACUGAAAGGAAAAUCUAUUGGCAACAAAAAUUUAAAGAUUGCUGAUGUCAUUCCUAGAUCAUUUGAUAAGAAAAUUAGAUCAACAGCGGCUCUCCCUCUAAAUGGCCAGCAAACUGGGGAACCUGCAUUGGAUGGAGAGAAUGCAGGAGUAGCUAUAUCUUCUAAUGGGAUUGGGGACGGUGAUACAAAUGAUGACAAUAAAAGUGAUUCAGCAGUUGACGGUUCCGUUUCAAGGGCAAGGAGUGCCCGGGAUGUUGUGACUCCCCUCGCUCAUAUGCCUUAUGGUGAUCAGUUGGAGCAGAAAAAGAACUCUCUCAUGCAGAUUCUCAAAAGACUUACUAGAAAUGCACGAAAAGCGUGUCCUAAUGGUGUUUCACUUCCAGAAUGGGUUCUCAAAUCUAGGGAGAUAGGUGGUCUUCCAUGCAAGCUAGAGGGUAUACUUGAAUCACCACUUGUAAACGGGUACCGCAACAAGUGCGAGUUCUCUGUUGGAUAUUCUGUUCAGGGCAUACUAACAGUGGGAUUCAUGCUCGGUAACUUUAGGCAUGGCGUGACAGCAGUUGAAGAACCCGUGGACUGCCCCAAUGUUUCUGGAAUUGCCUGCAAAUAUGCUUCUAUCUUCCAGGAAUUCUUGCAACAAUCACAAUUACCAAGUUGGAACAGAUUUAAGAAUACUGGAUUUUGGCGUCAAUUAACGGUUCGGGAGGGAAAGACCCUGGGGAAGGUUGUUGAUGUUGAAAAUUCUGAUGCCAGCAUUUCAGAGGUCAUGCUUGUUGUUCAGGUUUGCUCUGUGGGCUUCGAUGAUGCUGUAAUAACUGGUGAAUUUAAGAGGCUGGCUCAAGCUUUUGCUGCAGGAGCUACAGCAAAUUCUCCAUCUUUGCCUCUAACAGCUUUGGUUGUUCAGGAUCACCAAGGAAUAUCAAAUGCUGCACCGGCUGAUGCCCCCUUGCGCCAACUGUCCAUUCCUAUAGCAGGUGGUCCUGAAUUGGAGGCAACCAAUGAUGUUGUAGAGGCAAGAAUUCAUGACUGUAUAGGCAAUCUUCGGUUCUGUAUAUCUCCCACAGCUUUUUUCCAGGUUAAUACUCUUGCUGCGGAGAAGCUGUAUUCACUCGCUGGGGAUUGGGCUGAUUUGGGUCCUGAUACCUUGCUAUUUGAUGUAUGCUGUGGGACUGGAACUAUUGGGCUGACUUUAGCCCAUCGUGUUGGUAUGGUUAUUGGCAUUGAAAUGAAUGCUUCUGCAGUUUCAGAUGCUUUUAGGAAUGCUGAAAUUAAUGGAAUUAAGAACUGUAAAUUUGUUUGUGCAAAGGCAGAGGAUGUGAUGGGGUCAUUAUUGAAAGAGUACCUAAAUGCACCUCAGAAGCUAGAUGAGAUUUCAGAUACUUCUGGAACUAAUGACAAAGAAACCACUUCUGCUGGAGAGAAAGAUACCUUAAUUAACAAAGCACUAGACCCUAAAGAAAGCACAAGUCAUGAUCUUGUAAAUAAUAAAAAUGCUUCUGAUUGUUCAGAAAAUGGAGGACAAGAAGCUGAAAGCCAACUCCACAGGAAUUGCGCUUCUGAAAGUGGGAAUACUUCUGUACAGCAGUUUAAAAAUGUUGUUGCUAUUGUUGAUCCUCCACGUGUUGGACUUCAUCCGAUUGUGAUAAAAGCUCUGAGAACUCAUCCUCGUCUGAGGAGGCUUGUUUACAUUUCCUGCAAUCCUGAAAGCUUGGUGGCUAAUGCUAUUGAGCUUUGCACACCAUCUCCUGAGAAAAUUGAGAAAGGGAAUAAAAACAACCGGGGAUGGAGAAAUAUGAGUAGUGCUGGUCUAGCACGGCACAGGGCCAAGUCGAUGCCCGUUUCAGAGCCAUUCCAACCUGUAAGAGCCAUGGCUGUUGAUCUUUUCCCACAUACUCCACACUGUGAAAUGGUGAUGCUCCUAGAAAGGUAGACACAAACCAAACCCACUCUGGAGAUUACUUGCUUUGGCAUGUAGCCGAUAUCUAAAAGAUUCCUUAAAGGCUCUGAUGAGUUCUGAUUACCCACAAAUUUUGACAGUAUAAGGGUCUUAUCUAACAUUUACCAAUUUUGUACGAUUUUUAUAUUCGUACUCAGUUACCAGAAUUCUGCUUUUACUCUGUUCAACUUAUCGAGUUAUUACCAAUAUUUAUUGUUAUGUUCCCCAAAGGGUUUUGAUUUUUA
This is a messenger RNA of Corylus avellana, 2948 nucleotides long. RefSeq names its product zinc finger (CCCH-type) family protein. Gene Ontology annotation, molecular function: metal ion binding; RNA binding; RNA methyltransferase activity. Gene Ontology annotation, biological process: RNA processing. NCBI's taxonomy places the organism in Eukaryota, Viridiplantae, Streptophyta, Magnoliopsida, Fagales, Betulaceae. The record is from RefSeq and is a predicted model, not a curated record.